UCAGUCCAGCUGCUGCCAUGAGCCGCCCCAGCCGGCUGCAGAGGCAAGUUUUGAGCUUGUACCGCGAGCUGCUGCGCGCCGGGCGCGGGAAACCGGGCGCCGAGGCGCGAGUGCGGGCCGAGUUCCGGCAGCACGCCUGCUUGCCGCGCUCCGACGUGCUGCGUAUCGAGUACCUGUACCGCCGCGGGCGGCGCCAGCUGCAGCUAUUACGCUCCGGCCACGCCACGGCCAUGGGUGCCUUCGUGCGCCUGCGAGGUCCAACCGAGGAGGCCAGCGGCGCGGGGACCCCAGGGACCCAGCCUGAUAAUGCUGGUGGUCCGAGGAACCCCCUCAACAGCACGGGGUCACCAGAGAACCCUCUCGAUGGGCGAUGACAGGCCGAGCAGCUCACCCGAUAGCACAGGGGAACCGAGGACCCGCCUGACUGCGUGGGGGAACCGGGGAGCCCAUCUGACGGAGGGUGAGAUGUCUUGAGAAGACCAGCUGGGUGGAUUGGGGAUGUCGGAGAGCCCUCCUAGCGACGUGGGGUCCUAGAAACCCCCAUGAUGGAUGCUGAGAGAUUCCCGACCUUGCCCGAUCCUUGAUAACGGGUCGAACUUCCCCAUUAGGGUUUGGGGCGGCGUGGUUGCCGGCUGGCUGAACUGUGACAAGCUGAAAGCUUCUUACCUGACCGCUUGGGGAGCCAGGACGCCCACCGUCGGACAGAAAGAAGAGACACCCUUCUCUUGACCCCAGGCUCCCCUCUCUUUUAUGUAACUCUGAGAAGAGCAUACUUUUUGCUGAGAAGUUUGGGAAGAUGGAUGGUGAGAAGCCCCGAAUCCCCCUUUGGAAAACUUUCUUCCCAUUAAUUGCUGCAGACUAGGACCUGGGAGGAAGGGCCUGGGGUAUCUUACCCCCAUCUGAUCAACUAAAGACCCCUCAAGACCUAUACUUGGUGAUUCUAAAGGGGAACCCUGACUCCUGUGCCCUUAUCUCAGGACUGUUAAAAAAAAAAAAGAAUAAAAUCGGGGCUGUGAUUA
Molecule: messenger RNA, 1019 nt
Organism: Lutra lutra (Eurasian river otter)
Lineage: Eukaryota; Metazoa; Chordata; Mammalia; Carnivora; Mustelidae
Gene: SDHAF1
Product: succinate dehydrogenase complex assembly factor 1
Exons: 1
Coding region: 18-374 (118 amino acids)
Biological process (GO): mitochondrial respiratory chain complex II assembly
Cellular component (GO): mitochondrion
Source: RefSeq, a predicted model, not a curated record